Messenger RNA from Dicrocoelium dendriticum, 1986 nucleotides. NCBI's taxonomy places the organism in Eukaryota, Metazoa, Platyhelminthes, Trematoda, Plagiorchiida, Dicrocoeliidae. The record is from the annotation of a GenBank genome assembly.
ACACGACGGCACACCGCAUCUGCUACUUUCUUCGCCGACACUUCGUUACAAGGAAAACACUUCUGGUUAUGAGUACAUAGGAUAGAAUUCCAUUGUAUCCUUCAACAACCUCAUCGGAAUACAUUUAAAUCUUCGCCAUGUGCAAUCAAUAAGUCUAUUGAUCCAUCCUAGAAAUAUGGCAGAAGCUGGUGUCAUCUGGCACGGUUUUUGGUGAAUGCAAUUUACGGCCAUGCGGUACAACUCUGUCACGCCACCAGAACUGCGGAACGAUUCAAACAGCGAAGGAGCUAGAUCCGCCAAGGAAAUUUUGCUCCAGCUUGACCCAAAUUUCUCGAGAGCAGUGGGUAUUCUAAACAAAUACAUGCCCGGAGAUGAUUCUUCCAGCUACAAUCUCGACAACUUGAAUCAAAACAAAGCACUUGGAACAGAUAGUGAACUAAAUUCCUUGUCCCAUGGCAACACGACCACGGUGUCCCGUGAAACUAAAUUUCUUGGCCAAUCAGAUCGAGGUGGCUCCACUUUCUCUGAUUUGCACAACACCGAAUACCUAGAAGAAUACAGGGAUAACAAGUCGAAAUUUUCCCCCACCGCGAAGACAAUAUCCAGCAAAUCCACUGACCCGGGAACUGGUCAACAUACUCCACCGUCCCGUCUAAAUCCACCAGUGAGGACAAAGAGCCCCACUUCACUUUCCGAUGCGCCUGCCAGCGCUGCAUCAAGCACUGCUCGGACAUUAUCUCAACCUAGUAGACAGAGUGGGCCACCUGCGAAGUCAGCACCAAAGCGGGCUGCAACACUUGCCCCCAAGCUGGAAAGAAAAACAACACCGAGAUUGGAAUCGAAAUCAGAACCGAGGUCAAACACAAAGCCAGCGCGAGUCGCAGCAGCAAUUCCUGGGAAGGCUUCAAAGCGAUCCACUGAUGACUUUUCAGCUCAACUGCACCAACCGAAAACCCGGGUAUCCCCAGGUAAACAUUCGAAAACGGCAGAGCCUGUGGUUCAGAAGACAGCUCCCAAAAGGCAACAAUCGACUCCACAGUCUAUGCAUUCCCGAGACGGGGAUCAACAGCAACAGGAGGAGGAUGAUGACGAGGAGGAAAGUGAGGAAUAUGACGAUGAGGAAGGUGAAGGAGAUGAGAGGAGUGAAUCUGAAACGGACUACACUAACGAAUUUCUCGAACCUGAUCCAUCUGCCUUACGGGAUUUGGACAAUGCCACUCCGAAGACAAUCGCACUGUGCCGCCGACAUCAGUGCCAUUAUUGCCUGUUCGUCUACUUUCCUUCAUCCACGGUAGAUGAAGAUUUGAUGCCGUUUAGACGGAAAUCGUUUAUGGACAAAGUGGCCAAACUGCAAAAUCCUGACCAUGUGCGCGAAGUAAAGGACACCAAGUGUGCCAGGGAUGCCUACGCCGAUCGACGCAUCAAAUGUAUUGAGAGACAGUCGGGUACACAAAUCCGCCUGAGUGAUUUGGAUCCAUCUUCUGCGUUUGUUAAAGGACUCCCUAGAAGACGCCUGACGAUCGCCGGCCCAUCGUUUGCCCACAUUGGGUGUGCCCUCAAUCUGUUCGAGUCACUUCUACCAAAAGUAAUCAAGAAUGCCAUUUUCCCCUAUCGAUUACCGAAAGGCGCCUCUACCAGGUUCUCUGCUGGGGACCGCGUAAGCUCGACAUUUCACUGGGCAUACGGAAGAAUGGAUGGUUCAGUGACUCUGCGGAGGCAACUAGAUGACAAGGGCGGGUGGAGAAGCUUCCUUGUCACCAACAAGGACUGACAAUUUCAAAUGCAGUUGGAGCAGAAUCAUUGGAUCGCCAAACAGUUCCAUUCCGUCAAGAGUCAUCAUUCGCUCGCUGUCUGAGCCAAAUGGGAUCCACACAUCUGCAUUGAACUUCUUGCCCCAACUAACACUGUUCCCCAUUUGAACAGGAUUUUGGUGCAUUUAUUUCCGACAACAUUGUUUUCAUGUAUACAUUGCUUUGCGCAAAUUAG